GCGAUAAACACCUGGAAACGACAGCAUAUUGUGUAGUGAACACGAUCCGCGCCACAAAAAAACAACUGCAGCGAGAGCACUGCUGCACUGCCCCCCUUCAGUCAGCCAGUCAGCCAUGGCGGAUGAAGUGCAACGAGCAGUGGGGGAGAAGGAGAUGACGCCGCAACAUGGUGGAGUGGAGGGCGGGGAAGAGGAGACAGGCAUGCCACAGGAUGCUGUUCAAGCUACAGCAGUGACAGCUCAGGCAGAAGAAGCAGAAGAGGAGGAAGACGAGGAGGAAGAAGAGGAGGAGGCAGUGCAAGCCAUCGCCGUGUCGUCAUUCACUGCUGUGAGCGGCACGUCAGGGGCAGGCAGCAGACAGGAGGACACGCCAGGUACAUCCACAACGAUUGCACUGGCAUCCACAGCGACAUCCGCGUCUGCAAUCACGGACCCAGCGGAGUCUGGAUCCACUGCCACAUCCGCGACAGCAACAACAGCGUCGCUGCCGGCAAGAGGGGCGAGGAGCGCCUUUACCAUGAGGGUUGGUGACGGUGCGCGAAAUGACAGUGGUGAUGAUGGUGGUAAUGAUGAUGAUGAUGGCGACAGUGGUGGAGGUCAUGGCAGUGGUGGUGACCACGGAGUCGGCGGCAGGGAUGAUGAUGAUGACGACGACGAUGCCGAUGAUGAUGAUGAUGAUGACGAGGAGGAGCAUGCAGAGGCCAUUGCGCGUGCAAUAGCAACGCUGAAGCAGGGCUGGAUUAAUGAAAAGCUGGCGCCGGUGCUGCUGCCAUAUGAGCAUAACGCAGUCCAGACGGCGAUAUACGAAAUGAAUGAACAGGAUGAGGCAUCGAGGGCGCAGACGUUUGAGGACACGGAUGACAAGUUCAUCUUUGAACUGUAUCAGCUUGAGCUUGAGCGAAUUCGCUUCAUCGUCUCCUCCUACCUCCGCAUCAGGCUCGUAAAGAUUGAGCGGUAUGCGCACCAUCUCGUGUCGUCGCCUGAACACAUGGCCACACUCAGCCCGCGCGAGCAGGAAUACGUCAAUGACUACGUAAAACUGCUUGACGACCACUUUACGCAAUCGUUUCUCAAGGACAUCCCCGAGGGCGUGCGACCAGACAGAGAGGGCCAGCGAGUGACGACACCAAAUGUGUCUGCGUAUGUGUUCUGCCGGUUCGCUGCGGACGUCGGACAAAUCAACGCAGGCGAUGACCUCAUCCCGAGCAACAUCGAUACACACGAGGGCGACAUUUAUCUCCUGCGCUUUGAAACGAUUCAGAAUCUCGUCGAGUCAGGGCAGGUCCACCUCAUCUGACACUCUUGUGUACAUGUGUGUGUGCGUGUGUGUGUGUGCGUGCGUGCGUGUUUGUGUGUUUGUGUGUGUGUGUGUGUGUGGGUGUGUGUGUGUGUGUGUGUGUGU
This is a messenger RNA of Salpingoeca rosetta, 1402 nucleotides long. RefSeq lists its product as uncharacterized. Gene Ontology annotation, cellular component: GINS complex. The record is from RefSeq and is a predicted model, not a curated record. The transcript is spliced from 7 exons. The coding region runs from base 116 to 1297 and encodes 393 amino acids. NCBI's taxonomy places the organism in Eukaryota, Choanoflagellata, Craspedida, Salpingoecidae. Gene Ontology annotation, biological process: double-strand break repair via break-induced replication; DNA-templated DNA replication.